GCAAAAUAAAGAAGUAUUGAACGAAACUCAAAAGCGUAUUUUGAACAUUCUGAAAAGUAUAGGAGCCCAAUAAUACAUAAGCAAGAAUUAGGGGCUUUAUACGAAAUUAAUAAAAAUAUGCAAACAAUUUCCAAAUAUAUUACUAUCUCAUAAAAAAAAAAAGGAAAGAAAUCUUUGGGGUCUCUUUCAAAGCAUAAGCUUUUAUAGUUUUGAAUUGGAAAGGUUGGUCUUUGUUGUAUAAUAGUGUUGUAAUUUUGUUCCAUGAAGGUCACCGACCCCAAUACCAAAUAGCCUCUCUUCCUCUUUCGAUCUCCCUUAUUUAUUGACUUAAUUAAUUAAUUAUAAUAUAUGGUAACUCAUAUGAUCUUAUUAUAAGUUUGGGACUCCCUCUUACAUGUUUUCUUGAAUUAAUAGUUCUUUCUCUUCAUCAGAAAAUCGUGCUUUCCCUCUUUCUUGGCCAAGCUGUUUUUACUAUUUAUUUAUUAUGAUUAUUGGCCAUUGAAAGAGGGAUUGGAAUUGUGGGGUUGAAUUCUUGAAAAUGAAAAGAGCAAAAUUAGAUAUGUUUGUGUCUUUAAGUAGGCAAAGAUUUGUCCAAGUUUUGAUUUUUAUAGGAUUUGUUUAUGUUGUUUUGGUGGGUUUAGAAAUUCCUUUUGUUUUCAAGACUGGGUUUAGUUUAGUUUCUCAAGAGGGUUUUGAGAAAAACCGCCAUUUGAAUUCCAAAAGUUUUGUUCUUGAGAGUGAAGAAGAUAUGGAAGAAAGAAACGCACCUAAUCGGCCUCUUGAUGUGCCUGUUAGGGUCAUGGAUGGAUCGAGGCCCGAGAGGAGGAAGAUUAGAGAAGUGCAGAAUUUGUUGUCGAAUUUAGUGUUUGAUGGGAGUUCAGUGAAUAUGAAUAGCAGUGAUGGGUUUUCGGGGAUUUUGAAGUCAGCAAAAGAAGCAUUUAACGUAGGGAUAAAGUUCUGGGGAGAACUUGAAUUGCAUAGACAAGAAGCGGUGGUUCCUGUAGAUAAUGAUAGUAAGAAGACAGAAGAAUGUCCGCAUUCGAUUUCAAUAUCCGGGUUGGAAUUUCAGGAGAAAGGGAGAAUGCUUGUGUUGCCAUGUGGGCUUACAUUAGGGUCCCAUAUUACAGUUGUUGGGAAGCCACGGAAGGCGCAUCCGGAGCAUGAACCGAAGAUAUCUUUGUUGCGAAAUGGCCAAUACUUGAUGGUUUCACAGUUUAUGAUGGAGUUACAGGGUUUGAAGACGGUUGAUGGCGAGGACCCACCGAGGAUUCUCCAUUUCAAUCCGCGAUUGAAGGGUGAUUGGAGUGGGAAGCCUGUGAUUGAACACAACACUUGUUAUAGGAUGCAAUGGGGAACGUCUCAAAGGUGUGAUGGCUUGAGGUCCAAGGAUACUGAGGAGACUGUUGAUAGGCAGGUUAAAUGUGAGAACUGGAUUCGAGAUGAUGACGACAAUCAGUCCGAGCAAUCAAAGUCAUCAUGGUGGUUAAACCGACUUAUUACAGGGCGGACAAAGAAGAUGUCUAUUGAUUGGCCAUAUCCAUUUUCAGAGGAUAAGUUAUUUGUUCUAACGCUUAGCGCUGGCUUUGAGGGUUAUCACAUAAAUGUUGAUGGUAGGCAUGUGACCUCAUUUCCAUAUCGAACUGGAUUUUCCCUUGAGGAUGCCACUGGUUUGUCACUGAACGGUGACAUUGAUGUUGAUUCAGUGUUUGCUGCCUCCUUGCCAGCAACACAUCCUAAUUUUGCACCUCAGAGGCAUCUUGAUAUGUCAAACAGAUGGAAGGCACCGCCUCUCCUUGAUCAGCCUGUAGAUCUGUUCAUUGGUAUUCUUUCUGCUGGCAAUCAUUUUUCUGAGCGAAUGGCUAUAAGGAAGUCUUGGAUGCGGCAUCAGCUAAUCAGAUCUUCUAAUGUUGUCGCUCGAUUCUUUGUUGCAUUGCACGCAAGGAAGGAGGUAAAUGUGGAGCUAAAGAAAGAAGCAGAAUUUUUUGGGGAUAUCGUCAUUGUUCCUUAUAUGGAUCACUAUGACCUCGUGGUUCUGAAAACUGUUGCCAUCUGUGAAUAUGCGGUCCGUGUAGCAUCUGCCAAAUAUAUCAUGAAGUGCGAUGAUGAUACCUUUGUGAGGGUGGAUGCUGUUAUCAAGGAAGUUAAUAAAGUGCCUGAAGAUAGGAGCUUAUAUAUUGGAAAUAUCAAUUUCCACCAUAAGCCCCUGCGUAGUGGUAAAUGGGCAGUGACAUAUGAGGAAUGGCCAGAAGAAGAUUAUCCGUCUUAUGCAAAUGGACCUGGCUACAUAAUUUCAUCAGACAUCGCUAACUUCAUUGUCUCAGAGUAUGAUAUCCAUAACUUAAAGUUGUUCAAGAUGGAGGACGUGAGCAUGGGAAUGUGGGUUGAGAAAUUCAAUAGCUCGAGACCUGUCCAAUAUGUACACAGCUUAAAGUUCUCCCAAUCUGGAUGUAUAGAAGAUUAUUAUUCAGCUCAUUAUCAGUCACCUCGGCAGAUGAUAUGCAUGUGGAACAAACUGCAACAGCUAGGACAACCGCUGUGCUGCAACAUGAGAUGACAAAUAUACUCCAUUCAGUGAAAAGUUAACUGAGCAUAGACAAGUUUUGCAGUUAUAGAACCAUCAUCUGUAAACUUUGUGGUAUCCUCAGUUCUAGAUAUGAUAGAGGCUCUGAUUGUUAUAUCUACCCUCUCUUCUCUGACAAUUUUUUGAAUACAUAUUUUCAAGCUCAUCUGUAUAGAAGUAGGGACAUAUAUGUGCAAAGGGAACAAAUCCAUACUUUUUAUCUGUCCUACAUAGCAUAGAAUGAAUUAGAGCUUGAGUUUCCACGCAA
This is a messenger RNA of Capsicum annuum, 2828 nucleotides long. Its product is annotated as hydroxyproline O-galactosyltransferase GALT6. Bases 539 to 2554 code for a protein of 671 amino acids. The transcript is spliced from 7 exons. The record is from RefSeq and is a predicted model, not a curated record. Gene Ontology annotation, molecular function: carbohydrate binding; galactosyltransferase activity. NCBI's taxonomy places the organism in Eukaryota, Viridiplantae, Streptophyta, Magnoliopsida, Solanales, Solanaceae. Gene Ontology annotation, cellular component: Golgi membrane.